CGUCCGCCUCAGCCCUUUUAUUUCGGCUCCCCCCGCACCACCAUGAGGAGUGCGCUGUUGGCCGUUGUCAUGGUGAUGUUGUGUACAUCAAUGGCGCACAGUGAUGUUCGCCCACAGAGGGAUUUCAACCUGCAGCGGUUUGUGGGUAGGUGGUACCGCGUGGGUUUGGCGUACGACUCGGCAAGCUUUGUCCCGUACCGAGACAAACUGAAGGCCUCCCUGGGUGUCGUCACGGCGCAGGCGAACGGCAACGUCAACCUCACAAUGUGGGACGCCACGCCGACAGGGUGCCGCAGUAAAAUGUACUACUACGAGAAAACAAACAUCCCAGGACAGUUCACCUAUUUCAGCACACGACACAACAUGGUGAAGGACAUCACCGUAGUGGAGACCAACUACAGCGAAUACGCGCUGGUGCUCAAACACAAAGUGUUUCACAGGGAGUACACCCAGGUGGCCCUUUAUGGUCGCACUCAGAGGUUGAGAGUUGACAUCGUUCAGAAGUUUAAAGCCUUCGCUUCGUCCCAAGGGUUUCCUAGAGAAGCCAUUCUCACCCUGCCCUCAGCAGACAACUGCCCUCCAUCAGCGUCCGGAUAGGCGAGUUCCUUCAUCAUCGAAUAUUUCAAUACAUGAUAUCAAUGGAGUACAUCUUCACUGCGACGUGUUACACACUCCGCAGGUCCCUCAUGUUCAGAUGUCUUUUUUUUUUUUAAUCUCCAAGUAUUAGUAACCCGACAACCAGGAUGAAAAUAUAACAAAACAUUUCAAAGUGAUGCAAAUCCUGAUGUACAUUAUUUUUCCAUAUCUUUGUUGCUCUUCUUCCUGUCUUUGAUAUUAACAAUUUGACUGUUAUAAUUUUUUUCUUGAAAAAUAUGCAGAUUAGUCUUUGAUAUUAGAAACAUUUGCCUCUUGAAAAAAAUUUAUUAUUCUCACAAUAUUGCACAUUUAUUCUGUAAUAUUGUAACUUUUUUCUUAUUUUUGCAAUAUUAUUCUUGCCAUGUUUUAAUGUUUUUUUCUCAACAGUGCAAUGUUAUUCUCUUAAGACUACCCAUUUCUUCAUCAUAAUUUUGCAGCUUUAUUCUCUUCAUUAAUAUUUUUCUUUAUCUUCAUAAUUUUUUUUAUAUCUUGUGACAUUGUGACUACAUUCCAGUGAAAUGGAUGAAAUUGAUUGUUC
Syngnathoides biaculeatus (alligator pipefish) is the source of this 1174-nucleotide messenger RNA. RefSeq names its product prostaglandin D2 synthase a (gene ptgdsa). The transcript has 6 exons. The record is from RefSeq and is a predicted model, not a curated record. NCBI's taxonomy places the organism in Eukaryota, Metazoa, Chordata, Actinopteri, Syngnathiformes, Syngnathidae. Bases 43 to 597 code for a protein of 184 amino acids. Gene Ontology annotation, molecular function: small molecule binding.